AUGUUAUCUUUAUUUUUGAUGUUAAUUUUUAUUGAAUAUAUAUACGCUGGAGUUAAAGACGAUUGUUUGAGUGAAAUGAACAGCGUUGGUUUAGUACAUAAGAUUGCAGGACAUGGAGAUUCAUAUAGAGAAGAUAAAAAAGAAACAAGAAAACAAUUGACAACUUGGAACAUAGUUGUUUCAAUACAACAUUACAAUACUCAGCAAGAGAGUAUAUCAUAA
Macrosiphum euphorbiae (potato aphid) is the source of this 222-nucleotide messenger RNA. The record is from the annotation of a GenBank genome assembly. Lineage: Eukaryota; Metazoa; Arthropoda; Insecta; Hemiptera; Aphididae.